This is a messenger RNA of Arctia plantaginis, 969 nucleotides long. The record is from the annotation of a GenBank genome assembly. Lineage: Eukaryota; Metazoa; Arthropoda; Insecta; Lepidoptera; Erebidae.
AUGAAAUUUCUAUCGCAUCUGGUUCUAUUUACUUCUGUAAAAGAGCAACCCUAUUUACAAGGGGCAUCAGUAAGCAGUGUAACAAAAGUUCAUACUUCCCUCAAGUUUGACUAUCGAAAACCGGCGACCAUUGAUAUAACAUUAAAAGUACCACGUAAAACUAGAAAUAAUGGAACAUUAUUUAUGCACGCUGUAUUAUUAGAUGAAAGCAGUCUAUACAAAGAUUUUGAUGAGAUUAUUCGUUCAGAAUCUAUACACACAUUACCUUUAGUGACCCAUACCGAACCUCAGGCAGCAACAUUUAAUCUUCUUCAACAAAAUGCAGAAAGUAACAAAGAGAAGGGAAAGGUUCAAGGAGUUCGUCCUUACUCCCAUAUAACAACAGUGGCACCAAUAGCCAUCCUCACUGAUGAUUUAAACCUCCCUUCAAAUAAAAUACCCGGUGAACUGUAUCCCUACAUCAGGAUCAGAAAUGGAAAAUUUUUGCCCAUAAUUCAGCACAAUGUUCUAAAGUCCAGACUAUCCCACUUCCAGCUUUUGAGCAGUAGUUCACAUGAAGCGAAUGUCACUGUGAAUGUUUCACCAACAUCAUAUGGUUCUUUAAGACUGUCUCUACAUGUAAGGCUGGCUUUAGAACAGCUUUUCUCACUUGGCUUUAGUGAGAAAGACGUAGAUGAUGUAAAAGGGAUAUUUGCUGAUACUAAUUUAUAUUUACUCUCGGCAACUGUCUUGAUUGCUAGCUUUCAUUUAUUAUUUGACUUCCUGGCCUUCAAGAAUGACGUAUCCUUUUGGCGGCGCAAGCGUUCCUUGGCUGGCUUGUCGGCGCGUACUAUAUUCUGGCGAGCAUUUUCGCAAAUGGUUAUAUUCUUUUAUCUUAUGGAUGAACAGACCUCACUUCUGGUGCUAAUACCAGCUGGCAUAAGUGCUCUUAUCGAGGAUAGUAUGUUGUGUUGGGGGUUGCAGCAGUAA